Molecule: messenger RNA, 2873 nt
Organism: Pseudophryne corroboree (corroboree frog)
Lineage: Eukaryota; Metazoa; Chordata; Amphibia; Anura; Myobatrachidae
Gene: UBE2H
Product: ubiquitin conjugating enzyme E2 H
Exons: 7
Coding region: 366-917 (183 amino acids)
Biological process (GO): protein polyubiquitination; ubiquitin-dependent protein catabolic process
Cellular component (GO): nucleus
Molecular function (GO): ubiquitin conjugating enzyme activity
Source: RefSeq, a predicted model, not a curated record
UUGGCUAGCACACCGCUGUCCCCGCCCCCUCCAGCCUGGCCCCGCCCCGCUCCUCUCUGUUUUUAAGUCUUCCUCCGCGACCGACGCGCGUCACUGCUGGCGGAGUCACGUGACAGCGGUGCUCGUAGUCGGUUAUAUGAUCUAAGUACUGACGGGGAGUCCCCGGUGAGCGGAGGAAUCGGCAGCCACAGGGGCUGGGGGAACCGAUAGUGAGGCCCGGCCCCCCAGCCGUAUAGCUACACUACACACCGAGUGAGUGUCAGGCCCCGCCGGGACAGAGCAGCACCCCUCUUUCUCCUUCGCCAUCCAGCCCCCCAGCCCUGUGCAUCCAGCGGAGUGGGAGACCCCGGGGGGGAGCUGCAGCCAUGUCAUCUCCCAGCCCGGGCAAGAGGCGAAUGGACACGGAUGUUGUCAAACUCAUUGAAAGCAAACAUGAAGUCACAAUCCUAGGUGGACUAAAUGAAUUCAUAGUGAAGUUUUAUGGACCACAAGGAACACCAUAUGAAGGUGGCGUGUGGAAAGUUAGAGUGGACCUUCCAGAUAAAUAUCCUUUCAAAUCUCCUUCUAUAGGAUUUAUGAACAAAAUAUUUCACCCCAAUAUUGAUGAAGCGUCAGGUACAGUGUGUCUAGAUGUCAUCAAUCAAACCUGGACAGCUCUGUAUGAUCUUACCAAUAUAUUUGAGUCUUUUCUGCCCCAGCUGCUGGCUUACCCAAACCCAAUAGAUCCCCUUAAUGGAGAUGCAGCAGCUAUGUAUCUACAUCGACCAGAGGAGUACAAACAGAAAAUUAAAGAAUAUAUCCAAAAAUAUGCAACGGAAGAAGCGCUUAAAGAACAGGAGGAGCGCACAGGCGACAGCUCGUCUGAAAGCUCAAUGUCUGACUUCUCCGAAGACGAAGCCCAGGACAUGGAGUUGUAGUAGAAGCAAUCUGCUUUUCGGAAGCGAUAAACAAAUACAGACUUCUUUCCUAACCAUGAGAAGCAGACUAUAAUAUUCAUAUUUAAACAAAGCAAUUUUUUUUAUUACUAAACAAGGUUUUUAUGAAUAAUAGCAUUGAUAUAUCACCCUUUUAGGUCUUGAUUUUCCUGAUCAUUUCUCAGCCCAAUGUUCAUAGCAUAUUUUCCCCUCCCCACAUUCCAUUUUGGUAGCUGUGUGCAUGAGUUCAGCAGUCAACAUUGUGCGCUACUUGAACUCUAAGGAUAAAAAAAAAAACCCCACAAAGCAACAAAUAAUUCUGGCUGCUGUGAUGAUGUAGUUUUCAAGUAGUGUUGUCAUUUUCAGUGCCCUGCCAAGUGGAUCAUGUCUUGGACUCUCUGUUGGAAUAUUACAUUCUCCAAAGCCUAAUGGUGAACACUGAGGCAUAUUGUACUAAAAACAACUUAAGAUUACAAAGACAAACAUUAAAGGAAUGUGUGCUUUAGUGGGACACCAGUUGGUGUUACCCUCUUCUUUUUUUUUUUAUGUUUUUAAUACCUGCAUAUUUGUUUGGAAAUCCACAUUCUGAUUGCCCAAAAGAGCAGGAGUUCAUCCUACCCUGUCUCAGGUUUUAAGUAUAUAUAUAUAUAUAUAUAUAUAUAUAUAUAUAUAUAUAUAUAUAUAUAUAUAUAUAUAUUUAUUAAUAAUUUGGCUGUUUUUUUCUUUCUUUUUAAACAUGGAUAUAUGCUCCUAUUUUAAUGCCAAGAGAGGAAAUGGAAUGUCUAAAUUCCUAGUGUACUGGUGAGUACCAUCUUGCAGGAAUUUAUUUGUUAGGAUGGAGAAAGGGUUGGGUGGGCUGAAUGUGUGCUGAAGUGUCCCAUUGCCAUUGUGUCCCCUUUACAGCAAAUAAGGGUGGUGAAUUGUAUGACUUAAUUUACUUUCAAAUAUAGAGAUAACUACAGGUGUGAGUCUUGUUAUUCAAGGUUCUGGAGCACUGGUCAGAUGUGUGAUCAGUGGCUACAGACAGUCCUGCCCAAAGAAAUGUUCCAUACACUUAGUCAUGUUUAUUAAAGGCCAUUUCUUAGUAUUAAAGAGCAUGCUCGAAUAUCUGCCAAUUUAAGUUCAAUAUAACAGGUAAUGCUGACAGUCACAACUUUCCAUAAUAUAGCAGAGAUUUGAAUUUGCAUUCUACUAUUUAGAGAAGUGAUGACUUAAAGUCCCCUUAUUUUUAGGAUAUACACCGGAAUUAUAUAAGAGAUUCUGUUUCUGUGUUUACCGGACCUCAGGACACGGCUUGACAACCACAUUAAUCAGUGCUAACUUUAAAUGCAGUUCGGCCAAAAAUGGGUUAAGCUAUGAGGUCUGUCUGAAAAGACCAUGAGCAAAUGACCAUAUGUCAUUCUAAAAUUCUGAUGUCUUUACUCUUAAGCUCAGAUUUCAAGCACUUUUGUAGAUGCGUUUUAGACUUGCCAUUUCCUUGAAUUCUGAAAGUGGUUCAAACUAUCACGUUCUAGGUUGCCUUCCUUGCUUUAAGACAGUGGUUUUCAUAUCUAAUCCUCAAGUGCCCCAAGCAAGUCAUGGUUUCAGGAUUUCUGUGUGGAAACAGGUGUGACUUCUGACCCUGAAAAAUAGAUGAAAGAAAUCCAGAACAAGACCUGUUGUGGGUGCUUUAAGACAAAAGAACAUUUUUGCGUGGUCAUUUUAGAAUGGCACCCAGCAUUUAAUGGGAGAUGCUGUCUUUUGACAUGGAAAGCACUUCUAGAGUGAAUGCUACAUUUUCCAAGAUUGAGCACUACUUAUGAAAGGUGAUAGGGUGGGACCUGUAGACCACCUGUUUCACACCACAUUUAAAUUGGUUUUGCUGAGACUUUCUAUUCAAAUGCAAAAUAACUCCCAUGUGUUGUGUUAAAAUAAGAAUAUAUUCAUGUUUAAUAAAAUGCUUUAUUUGAAGCUGUAGAA